Angiostrongylus costaricensis is the source of this 621-nucleotide messenger RNA. The record is from the annotation of a GenBank genome assembly. Lineage: Eukaryota; Metazoa; Nematoda; Chromadorea; Rhabditida; Metastrongylidae.
AUGACUCUUUCACCGUUGAUGGGAUUUUUACAUCCGGAUAAUGUGCAUCGAAUGACGGACCUUGCUGUCGAGUUAUCCAGUUUAGCAGCUCGUUCGAUAGCCAAAAAUGAAAAGGAUGUUGCGUGGGUGUUUCUACUGCUAACCGUAUCCGAUAUCACCACUCAAUCACGAAUGUCGUUUCUGAAGGCGUUUGCUCCACUUGAACACACUACAUCUGGUACAGAUGCCAUUUCCUCUACAACGUCAACGUUAUUAACGACGACAAUCAGCGACCUAACUUCAGUCCCGCCGUUUCAUGAAGAGCUUUUCGAUCUCGGUGGUCUUAGAGACUAUGUUCCCGGUGCCAACAACAAUUUUGGACUUCGCAAAGGACCAGGUUGCCUACCGUUUCUCUCCGAAUUCAUGCAAGUGGCAUACGGUAACUGCCAAAAGGUGGCCGACGAAAAAGCAUUCGAUGCUUGGGGAGAUGAAUUGAAAAGCGCCAUAUAUACAGGACAGAUCGACCUUCUCAAAGCAAGGCUUAAGAUAGCACAUUAUCGCGAUUUGACGAACUUCGUCCUUCGCCUUCACUACUUCAACAAUAAUUCCGUCUACUUCUAUGGAUGGUACGGAACCCGUUGA